CGCAACCUGUUGGCUGCCUGGCGUCUGUGUACCAGCAAAAGUCACUUGCUUCGCUUCGGGUGUGAUACAAACAACUUUGUAUGAAUACCAAACAUUGGUUUCUGUAUACUGAGAGUUUGAAGGACGCUUCGACGACGAGAAAUACUUCCUAAAACUCGCGUGUUUCCAGGAAUACGCACAUUUCUAGGACUUCAACUUUGUUUUUCUUUUAUUUUAACGUAUUUGUUUCAGUUAGAUAGUGUUGUAGAUUAGGGAAACAUGUCAAAACUGGAGACCUUGCUGGAAGAUGGACUAAAAUCAGAGCUGGUCCUCCAGCAGCACCUCAAGGCUCUGAGAGACGCCCCCACACAAGAGCUGCUGGAGACGGAGAGAAGACAGACAGAGGAGCUGGAGAAGAGGAUUCAACAGAACUCUCUUAUGUCAACAAAAUAUGUGGGAAUGAGAAGAUCUACCUCUACAUCUGCCCUGACCUCAGAAAAAAACACAUAUUUCAGUCCCAAACAGUCAGAGAGGCUUAACUCAUCUUCUCCAGCUGCGGUAUCUCCAGCACACUGGAGACAUCGAUCUGUUAGGACUCAACAGUGUGAGCGAUUAGCUCUAUCUAAGACAACGCAGCAGAGCAAAGAGGAAGAAGCCGAAGCUGAGUGUCAGAAGAAGUUCUGUGCUCUUCCUGUCCCCGGCCAUGUCGUCCAGCCCGUCUACCACAAGAUGGUGGAGCUGAGAGAGAAGGAGAGGAAGCAGGGCCAUGAACAGAGGAGGCAGCUAUUACUCUCCAUUCAAAGGCCUUUCAGCUUCCAGAUAAGAGAGAAGGACAAAAGGGAGAAGCUCUUAGCGAUGUUAAACCAAGUCUCCCAUGAUCAGAAAACCAAUGCUGCCCCUGUUAAAAAAACACCUGACAAAAACACAAAAGACUCAACAGACACUGAGCUGAAAGAGGGUUGUGGGGGGCUGGAGCCUAUUUCAGCUUGUAUCAAGCAAGAGGCGGGUUGCAGGAAAGCACACGCUCAGAUGACAAUACAGCAGGAGAAUCCCACUAGGACCGGCAGCCCAAAACUUCGCACCGCUGAGCGCACACGGAAAGAAAAGCUGGGAUUCCUGGACAAGGAGCCGAGCUUCCAACCGAAGAUCAUCCAUCGGGUCCCAAACUUUAGCACGCUGCACAAGGCCUUACAGACACAAGCGCUGAAGCAAACACAGAGCACGGAUGUGACGAGGUGUCAGCCCUUCUCACUGAGGACAUCAGCUCUCCCCGAAAGGCAAAGUAGGAUGAUCCCGGAAAAAUCACAGGUACCUAAAAUGAGUAAUCUCAGCAGAAGCAAAUCACUUGGGGCCUUAACGUGUAUGUCCAAUGAUACACUCCCCACAUACAUCACCGACGCUGUGAGGAAGCGCUGUGUGGCUAUCAGGAAGUCAAUGGAGAUGAGGGAUAGUAAGAAUCAAGAGAGCGCAGACUGGUUGAGGAACUACCAGUUGCGGUCCCAAGCCAUGAAAAAGACAGUAGCCGUCCAUGCAAAGCUGCUGGACCCACACAGCAGCCUGAAAGAAGUGUAUAAUGAGAAGCUACAGCAUCAUCGGGAAGCUGAUCAAAAAAGAAUGAGGGAGUACACGAGAGAACUACGGGACAUGAAGGCCAGAGUUAGCGAACGCCCUUAUUUGUUUGAACAGGUGAAACAGAGAAACGCGAAGGCUCGGGCCGAACAGACCUACAGGAGCAAGCUCAAGAAGGCCGGAUUAAAGGAACAAUUUGUUGAAGAAAGAGGAGAAGCAAAGUUCUCUGAGGAUGAUACAGACCUGAGUGACUACAGCGCUGCAAAUGACAUUCAUAGCAGGGAAGAAAAUGUGGACGAUGGGAAGAAAAUUGAAGAUGUGGAAGAGAAGAGCGUGAAGUCCAAAUGGGAAGAAAUGCCAUGAUCAAAAAGGUUCAGGCGGCACUGAGUUUUUUGUGGCCUCUCCACUAGAAAACAACACUGUCC
This is a messenger RNA of Mugil cephalus (flathead mullet), 1973 nucleotides long. RefSeq names its product FAM161 centrosomal protein B (gene fam161b). The coding region runs from base 259 to 1911 and encodes 550 amino acids. Lineage: Eukaryota; Metazoa; Chordata; Actinopteri; Mugiliformes; Mugilidae. Gene Ontology annotation, cellular component: cilium. Gene Ontology annotation, biological process: cilium organization. The transcript is spliced from 9 exons. The record is from RefSeq and is a predicted model, not a curated record.